GACACGAAGAGAAUUGUAAAUGAAUAUAAUUUCAAAUUUCAAACCUUGAUGAAAUAAUUGUUUAAGACUCUCCUCCUCCGUCGUGGCCGCCGCCUUCACCAAGAAACCUACACGAAGCAGACAGCCCAUUUCCGCCUAUAAAUCCCUCUCCCCUCUUCACAAUCUUCUGCAACUUUGUUAACCAUGGCGAUGCUAAUCCAAAGAGCUUCUGCGUUGACCAUCGUCGUCUGCUUAACCUCCGCCCUGCUCUGGUCGUGUGCCACCGCGCAGGAAGUCGAGGAUGAAAGCGAGUUCAACUACAUAAGAGGGAGCAAGAAAGGGCCAACGAGAUGGGGCGAGAUUAAAAAAGAAUGGGCGAUGUGCAACAACGGCGACAUGCAAUCACCCAUUGAUUUGUCAAGCAAAAGAGUCAAAGUUGUCAAAAGUUUAGGUCAACUUAAGAGGAAAUACAAACCCUCCAUGGCCAUUCUCAAAAAUCGAGGCCACGACAUUACGAUUAAGUGGGAGGGAGACGCAGGAUCAAUCGAGAUCAACGGAACAAAUUAUGUUCUUCAGCAAGCUCAUUGGCACUCGCUUUCUGAACACACCCUUAAUGGAAGAAGCUACGAUUUAGAGGUUCAUUUGGUUCACCAAAGCUCAAACCCAGACGCCAAAUAUCCGAUUGCGGUUGUUGGCGUGUUCUACAAGAUUGGUCGUCCCGAUGCGUUCCUGGGCAAGAUGAGUAGAAAAAUAAAGGAAUUGGGUGAAGAAAAGGAGAAAAAAGCAGGAAGGAUAGAUCCUAGAGGAAUCAAAAUGGGUGGGGAGAAGUACUAUAGAUACAUGGGAUCCCUCACUGUCCCUCCCUGUACUGAGGGUGUCAUUUGGAACAUUAACAAAAAGGUACAAACAGUCUCACGGGAACAAGUGAGCCUUCUGAGAUCAGCGGUUCACGAUUCUGCAGAGAGGAAUGCAAGACCAAUCCAACCACAUAAUGGACGACACGUCGACCUUUAUGAUCCAAAUCCUACGCACAUAAUUAAUUGA
Molecule: messenger RNA, 1023 nt
Organism: Cucurbita pepo subsp. pepo (vegetable marrow)
Lineage: Eukaryota; Viridiplantae; Streptophyta; Magnoliopsida; Cucurbitales; Cucurbitaceae
Product: alpha carbonic anhydrase 7-like
Biological process (GO): one-carbon metabolic process
Molecular function (GO): zinc ion binding; carbonate dehydratase activity
Source: RefSeq, a predicted model, not a curated record